AUGCGUCGUGCGAUCGGUGAGCACUCCGCCGACGGCAAGCUACUGGAGGAGAUGGCUUACACGCUGAACGCCCCGAUGGAAGACGGCACAACUGCAGAAUUCGCUCGGGUGCAAAUCACCCCCACGAGAGGCGGAAGGGGCACCCUGCUCGCGUUUGCGCAAGAAUGGAAAACGGGUGCUCUCAACAACAGCCACUUGCUUCUCCACAGCAAGAAACCCGACGUCGUUAACAACGCGGGAGGCUUUGGAGAGGGCUUCAAAGUGGCUGCGAACAGCCUGCUCGCUCGAUUCCCCAAUUCUUCUGCGGAGCCGUGCAAUAUACUGAUGGUAAUGAACGGCCGAACUUGGCGGUUCUGCUACAGGAACUUCGAGACAGAUGGUACCGUGGCCUCAUCCGAAAAGAUCGACCAAUUAGUUGUGGACGAAUAUUCUACGAAGGUCUACGGUGGUAUGGUCGUGUUUGUCGAGAUACCGAUGUCAGCCACUUCUAUUGAACGCAUCUGGAACCCAGAGCACUACGUCCCUACCAUGUCUUUGGCCACCUGGACACCGUUGCUUCCGCCUGGAGCAUCGCCGGUGAUGUCCUACGUUCUGUUUUUGGAAGACUCCAACGCCCCGAGCAAGUUCUUCCAGCUGGGAAUCUACGUUGGGAGCGUGGACAACUCCAAGGGUGCCUUCUUCAACGAGGGUGGGAGCGUCAACAUUGGGCGGGAUCGGAGCAAAACCAGUGACGUACUCUCCAACAUUCGUACCGCAAUCGCGAAGAGGGUGAAACUCCUGCCGGCCGGGACCAGGGACGACGCCGUGAUGGAGCGCUUGAUGGUGAAUCCAGACGCUUUGGGGCAGGAGCCCAGGUGGUACGGAAGCCGGGUUCUGUACAAGAGCGUGGUUUCGUACGUCAGGAGUCGGGACAGAGUGCCGGACACCACAGAGAUUUUCCUCGUUGGCGCUGAAAUCGCCAGAGAAGUGACGGAACGCCUCAGAGGUGCCCAGGUAAACGCGCACGUGGUAAGCGCUGAGAAGGAGCUUUGGACGUACGAAUCGAACGAACAAGUGAGCAAGGUGCUCAUGACGAAGACAUUUGCCGAGCUCUCUGAUUCUCAAAGGCAGCAUUUUCAAGUGGAGCUUCAAAUCUUGGCCACGAUUUCACCAUCUCGGUGCGUCUGGGUGCUCGGAAAGUGGCCUGGGACCUAUUUCCAGGCGUACAUGGGGCAGAGCAAGCGGUACUUUCACGACACGGUCUCGAACCGCUACCUCGUUCCGGCCGUACUGUUGAAAGAUCAGGCAUUCUGGCCUGGCCUCUGCAUGGAUGCGUGGACCCUAUCAAAACUAGAUCCGUACAUUUUGAUGCAACGGGUUGGCUCCGACCACAGCAUCCUGCACGACCCCAACCGCGUGAGAACGAUGGUAACAAAGGCAAGAGAGCAAGCUGCAUCAGGGAACGGUUUGCUCGUCGGGGCUGAUUCUAACCGUUACGCUUCGCCAGAGGGUGCGGUUGAGCCACCGCCUCCAAGGGCAAUUUUCGGCGGCAACUCAGACAGGCCGCCCAACAGUGAUUCGGGCGGAUCGGCCGUCUACCCACCCAAUGGUCAACCGCCCUCCGUGGGUGGACCUGCAGUUCGACCAAGACGAGGCAUGGCCGAUCAGCCCCAGUGGUUCCCACCACCAACCCUGAAGGACCCGUCGGGACUGAGCAUCGGAGGCCAGUCUGGGCGGUCAAACGACAUUGUCGACUCAGUUGAUGAAGACGAAGAGACGAGGCUCAAGCCAGGGCCGCUUCGGUGUGACCUAGGCGUCGAACUGUUUGUGGCGCAUGGUGUUUCGGACCUAGAGGCCUCCCGGUUCUAUGAUCGCUUCAUGACUACCCCCGGUGUGAUAGACGCCCUGCACACUAUAUUUUUGACGGCCAGGUCUUUCCAUUUUUCUU
Molecule: messenger RNA, 1927 nt
Organism: Ectocarpus siliculosus
Lineage: Eukaryota; Phaeophyceae; Ectocarpales; Ectocarpaceae
Source: the annotation of a GenBank genome assembly